Olea europaea var. sylvestris is the source of this 1414-nucleotide messenger RNA. Its product is annotated as nudix hydrolase 23, chloroplastic-like. Lineage: Eukaryota; Viridiplantae; Streptophyta; Magnoliopsida; Lamiales; Oleaceae. The coding region runs from base 239 to 1141 and encodes 300 amino acids. The transcript is spliced from 7 exons. Gene Ontology annotation, molecular function: hydrolase activity. The record is from RefSeq and is a predicted model, not a curated record.
CUCAAAAGUCAAAAUAGCGUCUAAAAAUCCCCCAUAAUCUGACUCAACAACCCCCAGUAAUCCCAUCUAAUCUUCAGUUGGCCCAUGUCUUUCAAUUCUCAGUCAGUUCUCAGUUGUUUUUCAAUUUUCACCUUCAAUCAUUUCCAUUUGAAUCCAAGAAUCUUUCACAUGUUUAUAUGAAAAGCUAAAAUACUUGAAAAAGAAGAAGUAAAUUUUCAAUCAGUAGUGAAUAGUGAUAAUGCUAAAAGCUAUACAGAUUCUUGGUUCAUCUUCAUCCGGGUUCGUUUCCCUUUCCUACAGAUUGAACAGGAAGCCUCAAGCAAAUUGUGACCUCUAUUUCUUAUCCAGAAAACCCAUAAUAGCAUCAAAUUUAUCGCCAUUUAGAUCAAAAACACAUUCUUUUGCUUUUCGGGUUCGCAAAGAUCGCAUCUUUAUUGCUGCACAGAUGUCCCACAAUCAUUCCGAGUCAAACCCAGAUGGUGCUUCAUCUUCUUCAUCACCUUCUUCCUCUACAUCCACAUUAGUUCAAUCAACUGGCAGUAUUCGUAAGAUCAAUUUCUGCCAGUCAUGUGGUAGCCGAACAAAGCAUGAGAUACCUGAUGGGGAGGAGAAGAUGAGGGCUAUUUGCACAUCAUGUGGGAAAAUUACUUAUGAGAACCCAAAAAUGGUUGUGGGCUGCCUCAUCGAGCAUGAAAACAAGAUACUAUUGUGCAAGCGGAAGAUUCAUCCAUCAUUUGGCCUUUGGACACUUCCUGCUGGUUACAUGGAGAUUGGGGAGUCGGCUGCCGAAGGAGCAAUUAGGGAAACUUGGGAGGAGGCAAAUGCAGAAGUAGAAGUUUUAUCACCAUUUGCUCAUUUGGACAUCCCUCUUAUAGGCCAAACAUACAUUAUUUUCUUGGCUAAGUUGAAAAGACCCCACUUUUCGCCGGGUCCAGAAUCAUCGGAAUGCCAGCUUUUUGCGCUUAAUGAUAUUCCUUUUGAUUCUUUGUCAUUUUCAUCAAUGCUAGUCACAUUACAACUGUACAUUGAAGAUACAAAAGUUGGAAGACCCUUGUUUCACUAUGGCAUCAUUAAUAAAAGGCCCGGUACAAGCCCUUCUGAGAUUCAUGCCUAUACUCUCGAUCAUCAUCUGAAAUCUUGACAUUUGAAGGAUGAUGCUGUCCGGUUCUACAAGGAAAUGAAGCAGAAUUUAGAGUAAAUUUACCAAAGAUACAAGAUCAAACCGUCUUACUCUUUACCUGUUGUUCAAGUUUGCUGCUCUGGUGCAAUCAAAUAAAGUUUCACUUCAUUUAUCUUCGUGCAACUUUUGUGAUUAAACUUUGUAUAGUAAUUUCAUUCUUCUGGUAAUGAAAGAGAAUCUGAGCUCUUUGUGCUUGAAAGUAUUACUCACAUUUAUCAUACAUCAUUACAGUCA